GGUACUUCCGUGUUGUAGUCCGGAAGUGGUGUCGACAGGUUGUUUCUGUCAGAGGUGGCUGCGACUGCUCCGUGCCGUUAGUUUUAUUACAUGCAGCACAACUUCAAACACACUUCUGUCUGUCCUUCAACAUGUCGGCCAGGAACCCAGGGACCAAACUCGACCUGGAAAGAAUCUCCAAAGUGAAAGUGAACACACAGGCUGUUCUGAAGAGAGCACAGCAGAUCCAAGGACAGAAACUCCUGAAGAAACAGUGGCAGGCCGCCUGGCUGCUGAAGGCUGUGACAUGUAUUGACCUGACAACUCUGGCUGGAGACGAUACACCGUCCAACGUGCACCGACUGUGCCUGAAAGCCAUUCAGCCAGUCAGAAUCGACCUGCUCCGCAAGAUGGAUAUGCACGACAAAGGAGUGACCACGGCAGCCGUAUGUGUGUAUCCGUCUCGUGUGGCUGACGCCGUCGCGUCACUAAAAGCAGCCAACUCCAGCCUGCCUGUCGCCUCAGUGGCCACUGGUUUCCCAGCUGGCCAGACGCCAUUAGAGACACGGUUGCAGGAAGUGCGUAUGGCGGUGGCGGAUGGUGCCACUGAAAUCGACAUCGUCAUCAACCGCACACUCGCCCUCACGGGACAGUGGGAAGCCAUGUAUGACGAAAUCCGUCAGUUUCGCGAGGCCUGUGGCGACGCCCACAUGAAAACCAUCCUGGCCAUCGGAGAGCUGGGCACCUUCACCAACGUCUACAAGGCCAGCAUGGUCGCCAUGAUGGCAGGUUCCGACUUCAUCAAGACAUCCACAGGAAAAGAGGCUGUCAAUGCUACUUACCCAGUUGCCAUAGUGAUGGUGAGAGCCAUCCGUGACUACUACUUGUGUACGGGCCAGAAGGUGGGCUUUAAGCCGGCAGGUGGGAUCAGGACGGCUCAGGAGUCUCUGGUGUGGCUCUGUCUGAUCAAAGAGGAGCUGGGCAACGAUUGGCUCUGUCCUCACUUGUUCCGCCUGGGAGCGAGCAGCCUGUUGGCUGAUAUUGAGAGACAGAUCUAUCACCAUGUGACUGGACAGUACGCAGCCUAUCAUGAGCUGCCGAUGGCCUGAAGCUACGCACAGAAUCAACUGACCUGAGUUAGUUUAUUCAAACUUAAGUUGACGAGUUUAGUGAAGACAAUGUUAAAUAGCUUGCUAUUUGUACUUUGAAUGCACUUUGAAUGGUUUGUCAACCGUUUUGUUUUUUCCAUUUUGUUUAAAUGACCAAUCAAACCUCGGACCACAGUAGCCCAUCAGUGGUUGUUUAGACCAGGGGUUCCCAAACACUGGGUCAGGACCCACAGAUGGGUCACAGCACAGCAAAUUCCCAGAACUUUUAAUUAACAUUUCUUUUAAAUAACAUGCACACAAUCAUUCAUUGACCAAACAUUUCUUUGAAAGAAAUAGUAUGUUCAGCAUUUCCAAAUCAUAUUGGGCUCUAAAUUAGUUAUGCACAUAUUUGCUCUUGUCAUGAUUAGGUAUGCACGAUAUUGGACUGAUAUAUCGGGAGUGCUUACGCUGAUAACUGAUACCGAUAUUUCCUUUUGCCCAACUGCAGUGGUCAUUUAGUCUCUUCUGUAGUGAAAUUAACAUAUUUUUCACACAUAUGUUGCAGCAGACGUGGAUAUAAAAUAUCUUUAUUGUGCAAAAUAAAGAUAUCUAUAUAAAAAAAACUACUAUUUUAGUCAUAUUGGUGGGUCUUGGCGUGUAUUUUGACGUUUUCAAGCCAAUAUCUGCUGAUACUGAUAUCAUGGGGAUAAUAUUUUGUAUCCCUACUCACGAUGGUUUGUGAAGGAUCUUCAUAUAGAACGUUUGGGAAUCAUACAUUCUUUCAUAGCAAGUAAAAAAUAUUUAUCAAUUAGAUUUUGUUCUUUAGAUCAUGAAAAUCUGGGCCUUGGCUGAAAAUAAAAGACUGAUCUGAAAACA
This is a messenger RNA of Solea senegalensis (Senegalese sole), 1943 nucleotides long. It is a transcript of the gene dera, whose product is annotated as deoxyribose-phosphate aldolase (putative). Lineage: Eukaryota; Metazoa; Chordata; Actinopteri; Pleuronectiformes; Soleidae. Gene Ontology annotation, molecular function: deoxyribose-phosphate aldolase activity. The record is from RefSeq and is a predicted model, not a curated record. Gene Ontology annotation, biological process: deoxyribonucleotide catabolic process; carbohydrate catabolic process. The transcript is spliced from 9 exons. The coding region runs from base 132 to 1088 and encodes 318 amino acids. Gene Ontology annotation, cellular component: cytoplasm.